AUGGUCUCCCCGGAAAACACCAACUGGCUCUUUGAUUAUGGACUGAUCGACGACACCCCUGUACUGGAUGGGAACUUCCCUGUCUCCUCCUCCGGCUUCACUUGGCCCGUUCAGCCCCUCGCCGGCCCCUCUAGCGUCAGUGUUGAAAUUGAUGGCUCAUUGGGGGAUGCCGAGGGAGUUAAGGAAUCUGGCUCAAAAAAGAGGGUCAGAACUGAAUCAUGCAGUGGAUCUAGUUCCAAGGCGUGCAGGGAGAAGUUGCGAAGGGAUAGGCUAAACGACAAGUUUCUGGAAUUGGGCUCUAUAUUGGAGCCUGGAAGACCCCCCAAGACGGACAAGGCUGCUAUAUUGGUGGAUGCUGUCCGAAUGGUGAAUCAGUUACGCGGUGAAGCCCAAAAGUUGAAGGACUCAAAUUCAAGCCUCCAGGAGAAGAUCAAGGAAUUGAAGGCAGAGAAGAAUGAACUUCGUGAUGAGAAGCAGAGGUUGAAGUUAGAGAAAGAGAAGUUGGAGCAGCAACUGAAGGCCAUGAAUGCACAGCCAGGCUUCUUGCCUCCCCCUCCUGCAAUUCCUGCUGCAUUUGCUGCCCAAGGCCAAGCUCACGGCAACAAGCUGGUGCCUUUCAUUGGAUACCCUGGGGUUGCCAUGUGGCAGUUCAUGCCACCUGCCUCAGUGGAUACUUCGCAGGAUCAUGUACUCCGCCCACCAGUUGCUUAA
Messenger RNA from Prunus armeniaca (apricot), 711 nucleotides. The record is from the annotation of a GenBank genome assembly. Lineage: Eukaryota; Viridiplantae; Streptophyta; Magnoliopsida; Rosales; Rosaceae.